This is a messenger RNA of Aspergillus terreus NIH2624, 579 nucleotides long. RefSeq names its product D-aminoacyl-tRNA deacylase. NCBI's taxonomy places the organism in Eukaryota, Fungi, Ascomycota, Eurotiomycetes, Eurotiales, Aspergillaceae. Gene Ontology annotation, cellular component: cytoplasm. Gene Ontology annotation, molecular function: D-tyrosyl-tRNA(Tyr) deacylase activity. Bases 1 to 579 code for a protein of 192 amino acids. The record is from RefSeq and is a predicted model, not a curated record. Gene Ontology annotation, biological process: tRNA metabolic process. The transcript is spliced from 5 exons.
AUGAAAGCGGUCCUGCAACGAGUCAAAUCCGCGUCGGUCACCGUCGACGGACAGUUAAUAUCAUCGAUCGGCAAAGGAAUCCUCGUUUUGGCAGGUGUGGGCAAAGAAGACACGGAGAAAGAUGCCGAUUCGUUGGUCGGGCGCAUUCUCAAGGCGCGACUGUGGCCAGAUGACAACGGAGGACAGUGGAAGAAAAACGUGCAAGACAUCGAGGGAGAGGUGCUCUGCGUGUCACAAUUCACCCUCUACGGCAAUCUGAGAAAAGGCAACAAACCCGACUUCCAUGAUGCCGCCGAUGUGGAGACCGCCCGCAAACUAUACGACUACUUUUUCCAACGCCUCCGUGCCGCCUACAAGCCCGAGCGCGUGCAGGACGGGGUCUUCCAGGCGAUGAUGGAGGUCGAACUGAAGAACGAUGGGCCGGUGACGAUCGAGAUCAACACAAAGCUCCCCAAGAAGGACAAGAAGCCCGAGUCGUCGCAGACGUCGGGACAGCCAUCGGGACAGUCCAGCGAGUCGGGGGAGGGGGAUGCGAAGAAGACGUAUGAAUUCCAGCUGCCGGCGACGUUAUUGGAAUGA